Molecule: messenger RNA, 3564 nt
Organism: Mercurialis annua (annual mercury)
Lineage: Eukaryota; Viridiplantae; Streptophyta; Magnoliopsida; Malpighiales; Euphorbiaceae
Exons: 7
Coding region: 1-3564 (1187 amino acids)
Biological process (GO): DNA integration
Molecular function (GO): nucleic acid binding
Source: RefSeq, a predicted model, not a curated record
AUGGCUACCGAAAAUUUUACUCAUACUCUUCGUCUUUUCUUUGAUGGAACAGAUUAUCCUAAUUGGAAAUUCCGUAUGGAAAACUAUCUUGAUAUGGAUGGUGUGAACUUAUGGCAUAUGGUUCUUGAUGGUUAUGUGGCUCCCACUCAAGAGUUUAAUGGUGGUAUUAUAUCUUGGCCAAGAAAAGAGUGGACCAAGGAUCAUGUUCUAGCUAAUGCUCUCAACCGGAAGGCUAUUUGUGUGAUCAUUUCCUCUUUGUUCAAGAACAAGAAGGUUGAGCUUCUCAUUGGAGAAUAUGAAGGGUUCAAGAACAAGUCAAAUGAGACCGUCACCGAAACUACCAAUAGACUCUUUGGCAUUACCACCAAUCUCAAGAAGCUUGGUAAGCACUAUACUCUUGGUGAAAUCAAUGGAAAAAUUCUUCGUUCAUUGCCUCUCCUUGAUUGGCAACCGAAGAUAACCGCCAUUGAGGAAUCCCAUGACAUAAGGAAUUUGAGAACCGAUGAGCUUAUCGGAAACUUACUUCUUCAUGAGAUGACUUACAUGAAUAAAAUUCAAGAAUUGAAGAAGUCUCAAGAAGAGAAAACUAAGGGAAUUGCUUUGAAGGCUAAAUCGAUUGAAAGUAAGGUUGAAGAGGAGCUUAACGCUAGUGAUGAUGAAGAGAUGGUGCUAUUGUCUAAGAAAGUAAGGGAAUGGAGAACAAGGAAGAAGUCUCAAGUUCAAAAAUAUGAGCAAAAGGAUCGGAAUGUCAACAAGGCAAAGGAAAUCCUUUCAAACGGAAAGAAGGGAUUCAUCACCACUUGUGAUGAUGAAAGUGAUUAUCAAUCCGAUGAAGAUUGCCAAGAAGAGGCAAGAGCAAACCUUUGCUUCAUGGCUCUAGUUGAUGAGUCUCCACUCGAGGUAAGUACUCUACCUUUUAUGUCUUGGGAUGGUGUAGGGAUAGAACCUCAUGGUAGCUCUAGAGAUAUUGUUGUUGUGAAAAAUACCCCGAGUGCCUCUUGUGUUGUAAAUGUUGAAAAUGUGUUGGUUGAUGAUUCCUUGGUUUAUGAGAUUGAUGAUGAAUGUCAUGACAUGAUAAAUGAACUAACUAGCAAAUGUAGUGACUAUCAUGCCAAAAUAAAGUUUUUCAAAAAGGAAGCCUCAAUGGCUAAAAUUGAGAUGCUCAAUUUGAAGAAACAAAUUCAAGACUUUAAGUCCUCUUUAGAAUCUAUCCCUAAGCAAGAUGUCAAUAUUUUGCUUAAGGAAAAUGAAACACUAAAGAGUGAAAUUCUUUCUCGAAAUAGCUCUAUCUCAAGAUUUCACAAAGGGAAGGAAUCUUUGGACAAUCUUCUUGAUUCCCAAAGAAACCCAACUAUAAAAUUUGGGCUUGGCUAUAGUCACAACCCCUCUUCCUCAUGUGUGACUACUUUUGUGAAGGCUUCUUCACCUCAAACUUCUUCUAUAGAAGUUCCUCCUUCCUUGGUCAAACCAAAACAGGUGAAAAAGAGGUAUGCUCAAGCUCCCAAGGCUAAGCCAUUUGUGGCUCCUAAGCCUAAGAGCAAAGUGGGUACAAGACCCCCUAGACAUACCCAUGCUUCUCAAUAUAGUCACAAAUGGGAGAAGAGAAGUAUGAAAAAGAAUCAUGUUCAUUCAUAUCCUUAUGCUCACUCUCAUAACAAUGCUCAUGCAUACACUUAUGAUCACUCUUGUGUACAUUGCUAUGCUCACACAUGUGAGGCUCCUAGAGCCAAGACUUAUCCAUCUUAUGCUCACAUGUCCCCUAGACGUCAAUGUGUUUAUUGCAUGAGAUAUGGUCAUAAGAAUGUGCCAAAGAAAACCGUGUUGGGAAAUGUCACCUUCGGUUAUGAUGCCAAAGGCCAAGUUGUGGGAAUAGGCAAGAUAGGUAACUCUUCUUCUCCUUCUAUAGAAAAUGUGUGGCUUGUUAAUGGUCUAAAACAUAACCUUUUAAGUGUAAGUCAAUUGUGUGAUAAGGGCUAUAAUGUCAACUUCGAUUCCAAGGCUUGCUAUGUUAUCCAACCAAUGGAUAACACGGUUAUCUUCAAAGGAAAUCGAAGACAAAACACUUACAUAAUUGACUUGGAUACGCUUGAAAACCGAGAUGGCAAGUGUUUACUAUCACUUAGCGAUGAAUCUUGGUUGUGGCACCGUAGACUUGGUCAUGCUAGCUUAGACCUCUUAAAUGAGGUUAGCAAGGAUGAACUUGUCAAAGGUUUGCCCAAGCUAAAUUUUUCAAAAGACAAAAAUGAAGCUUUUAACGGUUUUAAGAGUUUUGCAAAACGUGUUCAAAAAGAAAAAGAUUCAUUUAUUUCAAGUAUUCGAAGUGAUCAUGGAACCGAAUUUCAAAAUGAGUCUUUUAAAACCUUUUGUGAAGAAAAUGGUAUUUCUCAUAAUUUCUCUUCUCCUAGAACGCCUCAACAAAAUGGGGUUGUUGAAAGAAAAAACCGCACUUUGGUUAAAAUGGCUCGAUCUAUGCUCAACGAGUAUGACUUACCUCAUUACUUGUGGGCCGAAGCUAUGAACACCGCUUGUUAUGUUUCAAACCGCAUUUUCAAAAGACCUAUUUUGAACAAAACAUCUUAUGAGCUUUGGAUAGGAAGAAAACCCAAGAUAUCGUACUUUAGAGUAUUUGGAUGCAAGUGCUUCAUAUUAAAUACCAAGGAUGAUCUUGGAAAUUUUGACUCCAAAACGGAUGAAGGUGUAUUUUUGGGUUAUGCCUAUAAUAGCAAGUCUUUUAGAGUCUUUAACAAGCGUACUUUAGUUGUUGAAGAGUCCAUGCAUGUGGUAUUUGAUGAGUCCUCCAAGGAAUUUCCGGAAAAGGAUUCGUUUGUUCAUGAUUUUAUAGGUGCAUUUGAGGAUCUCACAAUUGUUGAAAAUCAAGAAAAUCCAACUACUAAUGUAGAGACUCCUCAACAAACUCAAGGAGUGGAUAAAGUGGAAACCGCAUCCCCUCCUCCGAUUCAAUCUCAUGGUAAUACCUAUGAUCUACCCAAGGAUUGGGCUUUCAAGAAAAGUCAUCCACAAGAAUUGAUCAUUGGUGAUGCAUCAAGGGGAGUAAGUACUCGCUCUCACUUUCGUACUUUAGGUAAUCUAGCUUUCCUAUCUCAAUUUGAGCCCACUAAAGUUAGUGAAGCUCUAGUUGAUGAAAAUUGGGUGAUUUCUAUGCAAGAUGAACUCAAUGAAUUCAAAAGUAAUAAAGUUUGGGAGUUAGUCCCUCCUCCAAAUGGUCAAACCAUAAUUGGAACAAAAUGGGCCCGAUUGGUUGCCCAAGGCUAUAACGAAGAGGAAGGCAUUGAUUAUGAAGAGACUUUCGCUCCGGGUGCUCGUUUAGAGGCCAUUCGCAUGCUUUUAGAAUAUGCAUCUUGCAUGAAUUUUAAACUCUUUCAAAUGGAUGUUAAAAGUGCAUUUUUAAACGGUUUUAUAGAGGAGGAAGUUUAUGUUAAACAACCUCCCAGUUUUGAAGAUUUUAAACAUCCCAACUAUGUUUACAAACUCCACAAAGCUUUAUAUGGUUUAAAACAAGCUCCUGGAGCUUGGUAUGAAAGAUUGAGUGGUUUUUUUGCUUAA